This is a messenger RNA of Microstroma glucosiphilum, 2730 nucleotides long. RefSeq lists its product as hypothetical. Gene Ontology annotation, biological process: regulation of DNA-templated transcription. Lineage: Eukaryota; Fungi; Basidiomycota; Exobasidiomycetes; Microstromatales; Microstromataceae. The transcript has 3 exons. Gene Ontology annotation, cellular component: nucleus. Gene Ontology annotation, molecular function: transcription cis-regulatory region binding; zinc ion binding; DNA-binding transcription factor activity, RNA polymerase II-specific. The record is from RefSeq and is a predicted model, not a curated record. Bases 266 to 2614 code for a protein of 782 amino acids.
CCUGAAUCGUACGCAGGCCUCGCAGUAGAUACUGUACAUUACCUCCGAGCUUUCUCCACUCAUAAGUUCUCCGGUCUCGGCCUCUUGCCGGCAUUCUGAGCUGCGCGCCGGGGGUUCAAUGCGAGGAGAAAGCGGGGUGGACCUCGCUUGGCUGCAAGUGGCUCUUACCACUCAUUCCUCGUUACCUCAGUGCUGUGACUCUUUCAUCCUGCUCCCUCCAUCCUCCUCUUCUUCUCCUCUAUGACUUGCUUCCGCAGCUGCCGAGAUGCCACCCGCCGAGACCGACUUGAGGCGAUGGACGCGUCUGAACCAAGGACAGACACGAGGCUAUCCAGGCAUCGCUUCACCGGCAGCAGAUCACUCCGCGCCUGCCAAGGUAGCGUGUCUUGAAUGUCGAAGGAUCAAGAUUCGAUGUCUACUGCCUGCAAGUGAGCACCAUGGCUCACCCGACGCCGGACCUUCGGACCUGUCACAAGACGGCGUUUGUGUGCGAUGCGCUAGGCUGGGCUUAGAAUGCCGGAGGAGGCCACAUCGCAAAGGCCAGAGAAACAGCAGGCAGAGCGAAAUACGGGCGGAGCCAGCCGCAAUCGUGGUCGACCCACCGGCGCUGGAAGCAGAGCCAAGGAAGGUAGCCCCGGGCGUGUCCGCCAUUGAUCGAGUGGCUGGCCAGUCCGAAGGAAGCAUGAGCCCUCGCCAGCCAGCGCUCAGCGGUUCUCCUCACUCUGGCCUGGAAAGUCAUGACCAGACGGAAUGGUCUCACAAUAGCUUCUCUAUCCAAUCACUUCUCGGCGAUGAGGCGAGGACUGCAUCUGGAAUACGCAAGACGCCUUAUUCUGUCGGCGGGGUCGCCUUGACAAAAGAAGCUCUGUCACCCUCUGAUGGCAUGGCUUCCCAAGAUGGUCGUAGCGUCUCGCACAUCGAGACGCCACGAGUGGCCAUGACAGGCGUCGUUACUGUCGUUGAAGAAGGACUGUUUACUUUACAACAAGCGCGAUACCUUCACGGCUUCUUCUUUGAGCGGCUGAACGGAAUCAUAGCACUGCUGACUCCUCAACUCAACUCGUUCGAGACUCUUUCGCAACAAGCCUGGCCACAAAUGCUUCUGACAGCAAUAUGUACUGUUUCAGCGAAAUACGAAUUUCCGGACAAGUACAAGCGCUCUUUGAACUUUUCUCAGAGCCUCACAUCCAAGAUCAUCGAGGGUGAGAUGAGACCGACCUUGAGUAAUUGUCAUGCCCUCAGUAUACUAGCGAUGUGGAGACCUCCGCAUGAUCCGAGCGGAUGGCGCAAACUCCACGCUGCAUGCACACUUGCCUUCGAGCUGGGCUUACAUCAUAGCACACAACAGCUGGUGCAGCCUGGAGACCCUCAGAGGGCAGAAAUCAUACAACGGCAGCGGACCUACUAUCACUUGGCAUGUUUUGAAGAAUUCUUUGUCAAUCAGAGACGGCUCAUCCCUCUGAUCAACUGGGACGUCUUUCCUGAUCCGCGAGUGUGGGUCGAUAGUCUUUCGGAUGAUUGCCUAGAUGUCGAUGUGAGGAUUGCUACUGCCAUGGACAGCAUCUCGAUCUGCCGGAGGCUAUCGGAAGCACUGCAAGUCGAGAGAAGUAAACUGCCAAAGGGUCGAGCGCUGAAGCUGCGCGAGGUGAGACUGAUUCGGCUAGCAAUUCAUGAGCAGGACAUCGCGAUAGACACUUGGCUACAUUCUCAAGAACGAGGUAUCCCAGCUCCCUUUGCCAUGCGACCGUGCGGCGUGUUUGACAAUCUCAAUUACCAUUUCUGCUACUGGUCUUCCAUAUGGGUCAUCUUCUGUCAAUCGGAGAUGCGCUCGCCCCACUUUGACGAGGACAGAAGAAGCUCCUUUGCGCAGGCUUCUUCUUAUGCUAUUCAGCUCAUCGAAAUGUUCAGUGGACCGUACGGUCAAGGGGAGUACUACCGUUUCGUCCACGAUCACGUGAUUUGCUCAGCGGCCGCUGCAGCAUGUUGGAUCAUCGACAAUUGGUCAGCCAUGCCACGUGAAGACGCACAUCGCUCUCAUCAAGCUCUGCGUCAGGCCAAAGAUGCAACCUCGGCAAGCCAACACAGGCAGAAUGAGCAAAGCAGUUACCUCUAUGCUUUUCUAAAUUUCUGUUGUAAGAAGCUGCCAGAGCAGCACAUUCUGGAUGAUACAAGUCCCGUGGAUGUUGGCGCCCUGGAGGUAUCGCAGAACCUGGAGUGGCUUCUCGGAUCCGACGAGCGCCAGCGCGAUUUCACCAUGCCGUACAAUUGGACCUUUCGGAGCCGUCAGAAUUCGCCGCCUCAAGCAAUACCCCACACGGCUUUGUUCAACUCCGGUGGCAGCAGUAUCGAUGCCCCAAGCUUUGUGGAAGCAAACCAGACUGGCAACGGCGCCAGCCACCGCAGACAGAGCUCUCACUUACGAGGAGGAGGGGAUCAAGGACGGCAGACGAACGACGGAACCGAUGGCACGAUACUGCACACCAUGCAAGGUGACAGCGAUGACGGCGGUGUAGCCACUGAGCAGGAAAUUGACGAAAGUCUGGCUAGCUUCCUCCAACGCCUACUUCCAGACACUCACGGAUCGAUCAUGAAUAGUCUUUAUCAAAAUAUGUAACUAAUGACCACGUUUUCAUCACUACUGUAAUUGCGCGCCUCUAAUUCACUAGCCCGAUUGCAAAUCUUUGUCAAUCUAAUGAUACCCCGAAACCCAAAGCGGCCUAAACUAAAGUA